This is a messenger RNA of Penicillium soppii, 1791 nucleotides long. RefSeq lists its product as uncharacterized. Lineage: Eukaryota; Fungi; Ascomycota; Eurotiomycetes; Eurotiales; Aspergillaceae. Gene Ontology annotation, molecular function: protein binding. The record is from RefSeq and is a predicted model, not a curated record. Bases 1 to 1791 code for a protein of 596 amino acids. The transcript has 5 exons.
AUGAGUGCUCCGACUUUGGGUCAACGUCUGUCUUUUGACGGCCACCUAUGUACUGUCCGUUAUGUGGGCACCGUUCAAGGGACCACAGGCGACUGGUUAGGCGUUGAAUGGGACGACACAACCCGUGGCAAGCACUCAGGAGAGCAUAAAGGCAUUAGAUACUUCUCGUGCAAAAGCAACCAACCCACAGCGGGGUCUUUUGUUCGUCCCUCCAGACCAUCAGACCAACCCCGGAGCUUCCUUGAAGCCCUACGGGAAAAGUAUGCUUCUGAGCCUGUGGAGGACGUGGCAUCAAAUGCUUCAGCAACCGGAGCAUCUGUCAGAGGAAAGGCAAUUGAAAUCAGCGGCAAGAUCGUUGAGGAAGUUGGCUUCGACAAGAUUCGGAAGCAGCUCGCAGAACUCCAAGAGUUACGCAUCGUGCUACUUGAUGGACUUAGAGUCGUCGGUGUCUCAUCAUCCUAUGAACAAGAUCAUGAUCCGGACAGUGAUGUUGCACGAAAUAUUGGGCGAACUUGUCCCAAGAUCACAGAACUCGAUCUCAGUCGAAGUCUAUUGAGUCGGUGGCAUGAUGUUUGGGACAUCUGCAACCAGCUCAAGCACUUGAAACAAUUGAAGCUAAAUGGCAAUCGGCUCCAGGCAUUGGAUGAUACCUUGGUCUUUGAGGGCAUCACUAAACUACAUUUAGAAGAAACACUGCUAAGCUGGGACGAAAUUGCUGCAAUUGCAUCGCGAUUCCCUGGCCUAACAUCUCUCACAGCCUCUGGAAACCAGCUCUCUGAGAUAUCGUGUGAACUCCCCCACACUAUAACGACAUUGGUCCUCGAGAAUAACGAUAUCACCUCAAUAUCAGCUUUGCGGCACAUAUCUGAACUUCCAGACCUGGAACACCUCUCCCUUCGUGGGAACCCCAUCAAUACGGUAAACCGCGACACCGCAGACACAACGCUAGACUUCCAAUUUCCACCAACUCUGCGAUCCCUCGAUCUCUCACGCAACAGCAUCACCUCUUGGGCCAUCCUCAACAAACUCCCCACCGUGUUCCCAGCCGCAACAUCAUCAGACUCCAAACCAAUGACCGUCGACGAAGCAUUCAUGCUCACCCUAUCACGUUUCCCGCCAACACUCACAACCCUAAAUUACAGCACCAUCUCUCCGCAAGACCGCUCAAACGCAGAGAUGUACUAUCUCUCCCUCAUUGGUAAGGAGCUUUCCGCCACAACGGAAGCAGAAGAGCCCGCUAUCCUCGCCACGCACCCGCGUUACAGCGAGCUGUGCGAACUGUACACCAAUCCAACGAUCACCAGAGCAGUUGUCUCGGAUGCUUCCGGGACGCGAGUGAUCUAUCCGCGGUCUGUGGCGGCGCGGUUGGUCAGAAUGGCGUUCCAUUUUGUACAAUACUACGAUGAUAAUGACCCCGGCGCAUCCAAUGAUCGAGUCGUGGCCAAGGAGAUUCCUGGAUCGUUCAAUACAUACCAGGUCAAGGCGCUGGUGUCGCGGCUCUUCGGACUUCCGGCAUUUGGGUUUAGAUUGAUAUGGGAGACGGAUGAGUGGGAUCCUGUGGAGAGGGAGGCUGCUGAUGAAGCUGCUGAUUGGGAUGACGAUAGUGAAGAUGAAGUUCAGGCUGAACAGGCUAGACCUGAUUCAAACCCCCAUGCCCCUGGUAAAAGCCGAUUCGUGCGCCGGGAGAUUGAAUUGGUUGAUUCAGCCAGAGACAUUGGGUUCCUGUUCCAGGGUGAAAUUGGAGAGCUUAGGAUUCGGGUUGAGAUGUCUGACUCUCCAUCAAGAACCUAG